Messenger RNA from Pedinophyceae sp. YPF-701, 612 nucleotides. The record is from the annotation of a GenBank genome assembly. NCBI's taxonomy places the organism in Eukaryota, Viridiplantae, Chlorophyta, Pedinophyceae.
AUGUUCCAUCCGUCGGGGGACCUGCUCUCGGUGCGGGCGAACGAGGUCUGGCUGACCCUGUACGGGCCUCUCGUCGGCAAGCCCAAGAAGGAGAAGCGCGCCCCCGCGCCGAAGAAGAAGGGGUUCUGGACGUACGCUCAGGCCUCAGUUAGACUCCCGCCCUAUGGAAUCAAAAAGCCCGGAAUACCAGCGUACGGGCCAACGCUCGCGGACGGCGGGGGAGGGGGUACCAGCGGGCGCGGCGGGGGCGGGGGGGGCGGGGGCGGAGGCGGUGACAAGGGCGGCGCGGGCGAGGGCGGGUUCAACAAGGGCAAGCUGCUCUCACUGCUCGCGUACGUCCUGGGCGCGGCGAUGGUCACGGGCGGCGCUGUCGGCUGGAUGAAGAAGGGUUCGAAGAUGUCGCUGUACGCCGGGUCGACACUGGGCAUUGCGCUGUUGUACUCGGCCGUGGUCCUGCCCAGCAAGGUCGGGGGCGCGGUGGCCUUCCUGGCGUGCGCGGCCCUGGCCGGGUUCUUCAUCCCGCGGUGGCAGAAGACGCAGAAGGAGAUGCACGCGGCGCUCGGGGCCACGGGCGCGGUGUGCGCGCUGGCGUUCCUCACCGUGUUCUUCUAG